AAUGGGAAGGACCAUGUUAUUUUAUUUAUUUGCACGGUUUUAUAGCCACCCGUUUCAUAAGAAAGUGACUUUUAUUAUAACUCCAUGUGGGAUUGAUAGUGUCUGCUUUUCUUCUGGAAACUAAAUUGCAAAGAGCAAUAGGUGGGGGGAAUCAAAUAGCUUUCCUAGGGUGUGUAUUUUGUAGAGACAUUCAUAGAUGCCUCGCUACCCCGCCCAAAGCUGAUCUAUAUUACAUUAUUCUAUAUACUUUUAUAUUUUAUUAUGACAUAUAUCGUAAUGUGUCUGCUUAAAUACACCAAUGUGUUUUUGUUAUAGUAUCCUUUGAUUUCAUGGGGGGGGUGGUCUUUCCAUCUCUCAUGUCCCCCCUUGUGUUGCUUACCUGGGGCCCCUGAAAUAUGGCUUUUAGGGAGCUCCUUUGCAGCUGGGCAGCCCUUUAAUGGGAGCAGAUGAGGGUCCCAUCCCUAAUUCCAUAGACCCUGGUUUAAUUGGGAGUUGCUUUUUUCAGGGGGGUAGUAACCUUUUCUCCCACCCUUCUGUUUGAAAUUCUGGGAAUUGGGCUUUUUAAAAUGAAAUUACAGUGGGUGCGACUGGGGAGAUGCUGUGGGGAGAGAAAGUGCAAAGGGUAGCUGAAGAUGAAAGUGCCUAUUCUUUGGGGGGGGGUGAACAAUGUUGGAAGGACGGAUGCAUGUCCUCUCAAAAGGGUUGCACUGUUUGGGGGUUGGAAAGCUUCCAAGCAGCAGCUGAAAAGCAACAGCUUUGGCAUCCAGAGACAGUGGUAGGAGGGGGAGGUUUCCUGGAAAUACUAGAGACUGGAUGAAAACCCACCCUGCAAGAUGGCCAGCCAUUUCUGGAAAAAGUGAUGCUUAAAAACAAUGUUCUAGAAGACUGAAGUGUGGUGGGCUGAUUUCCCUAAACCCUUUUCCUGGAUCACAUCUUUAUUUUAUAUCCAAAGGCGAGACCAGAAAGGCCGUUUUGAUGUUUUGUGUGGCACCCGUUGGACCAGGGCCCAUCAUGAACAUCACGAAGGGAGGCCUGGUCCUGUUCUCGGCCAACUCCAACCCCUCCUGCAUGGAGCUGUCCAAGAGGAUCGCUGAGCGUCUGGGGGUAGAGAUGGGCAAGGUUCAGGUGUACCAGGAGGCAAACAGAGAAACGAGGGUGCAGAUUCAAGAGUCAGUCCGAGGCAAAGAUGUCUUCAUUAUCCAGACCGUUUCAAAGGACGUGAACACCACCGUCAUGGAGCUGCUGAUCAUGGUCUAUGCCUGCAAGACCUCCUGCGCCAAAAGCAUCAUCGGCGUGGUCCCCUACUUCCCCUAUAGCAAGCAGUGCAAGAUGCGGAAACGGGGCUCCAUCGUCUCCAAGCUGCUGGCCUCCAUGAUGUGUAAAGCAGGGCUGACUCACCUGAUCACCAUGGAUUUGCACCAGAAGGAAAUCCAGGGGUUCUUCAACGUCCCGGUGGACAACCUGAGAGCAUCGCCGUUCUUGCUGCAGUACAUCCAGGAAGAGAUCCCAGACUACAGGAACGCUGUGAUUGUGGCCAAAUCUCCUGCAUCUGCGAAGAGGGCGCAAUCGUUUGCUGAGCGCCUGAGGCUGGGCAUUGCCGUGAUCCACGGAGAGGCUCAAGAUGCCGAGUCUGACCUGGUGGACGGGCGCCAUUCACCCCCAACUGCCAAAAGUGUUGCCGCCAUUCACCCCAGCUUGGAGAUACCCAUGCUGAUUCCGAAAGAGAAGCCGCCCAUCACAGUGGUUGGAGAUGUUGGGGGACGAAUAGCCAUCAUUGUGGAUGACAUCAUUGACAACGUGGACAGCUUCCUUGCGGCCGCCGAGACCCUCAAGGAGCGGGGGGCCUAUAAGAUUUUCGUCAUGGCCACCCACGGCCUCCUCUCCUCCGACGCCCCCCGGUUGAUAGAGGAGUCGGCAAUCGAUGAGGUUGUGGUGACCAACACUAUUCCUCACGAGAUCCAGAAACUGCAGUGCCCCAAAAUUAAGACAGUGGACAUCAGCUUGAUCCUCUCGGAGGCCAUCCGCAGAAUCCAUAAUGGGGAAUCCAUGUCGUACCUUUUCAGAAACAUAGGACUAGAUGACUGACCGUUUCUUGGGCAGGCUUGAAGAAAAAAAAAAAAAGAUUUUUUUAGGGCCAAACUGGACACGGGACAGAAACCCAGCUGUGAAAUUUUUUUGUGGCUUAAUCUUUGUAUUUCGGUGGGACCCCUUUUUUUAUUAGAUCGCUUUUAUUUUUCCCUUUCUUUCCGGUGGUUUAAAUGGAGUAGAUAAAAUUCUCAGAGCUAUUUUCCUUUUUGUUUUUGAAAAAGAGAAAGGAUUUUAUAAAAAGUUCAACCCCCCCCCCCUUUCAGCUUCUAGAGACGGUCAGGUUAGCUGUGCUAUUUUGCAGGACAGACCCCCGUGCUGAGUUUUUUUUCUUUGCUCCAGCUUCAUUGCAACGAAUCCAAGUUCGGAAACAUGAUCCAUUGAUCGUUUUCCUCUUUUGGGGGGUGGUGGUGGUUGGGGGUUGGGGUGAUUUUGGCGGCAGGAGGGACUGCACCUCCAAGGCAUUCAUUUCUAACAUGGAUCCGGAACUGGGAUGGACCCUUGUUCAUUGUCCCAGAUAACAUGAAGAGCCUUGCACUCCAUAGAGCAGUGUUUCUCAGGCUUGGCCACUUAAAGAUAGGUGGACUUCAGCUCCCAGAAUCCAAGCUGGCUAGGGAAUUCUGGGUCUUGAAGUCCAUCCCUCUUACAGUGGCUGAGCUUGAGAAGUACUGCCGUAGAGCUUAAGAUAAAGGCACCCAUGUCAGACUCGUCUACUUGUCACGUGAAAACAGCCGCUUCGUAGAAGACACAGUUGCACAUAAAGGAAGGAAAUGAACGGAAGCAGCUGUUUUCAUAGGAGUUGAAUCCUGGGAAUUGAAGUCCACCCAUCUUAAAAGUGGCCAAGCUUGGGAAAGACUGCUGUAGCGUUUGGGAUGAAAGCACCCAUGUCAGAGUUGGCUACUUGGCCUUGAAAACAGCCGCUUCUAUUCAUUUCCAUCGUUCGUGUGCAUUUUUAUGUAUCUUCCCAUGCGAUUCACACAAGACGCUUUCUGCGUUAUUGAAGGACAAGGUAGCCCAUAAUCCUCCUUCCUGCUCUUCCCAGCUUGCUUUCAAGUGCUUUUGUGCAUUCGACAAACGGUAGCUACAGCAUCGCGUUUGUAUCCAAGACCAGCCAAACAAGAAAACCGCAGCAUUGUACGCAGUUCCGUGAUAUUUUUUUUGUAACCAUGCUUUUAUAGGAAAACAACCAUAAGGAAUGUGCACUGGUAUUUAUUCCCUGGCACAAAUAAAAUGACUCUGGUUUUGCGUAA
Messenger RNA from Crotalus tigris (Tiger rattlesnake), 3335 nucleotides. RefSeq names its product phosphoribosyl pyrophosphate synthetase associated protein 2 (gene PRPSAP2). Gene Ontology annotation, molecular function: magnesium ion binding; ribose phosphate diphosphokinase activity. The record is from RefSeq and is a predicted model, not a curated record. The coding region runs from base 976 to 2085 and encodes 369 amino acids. The transcript has 12 exons. Lineage: Eukaryota; Metazoa; Chordata; Lepidosauria; Squamata; Viperidae. Gene Ontology annotation, cellular component: ribose phosphate diphosphokinase complex; cytoplasm. Gene Ontology annotation, biological process: 5-phosphoribose 1-diphosphate biosynthetic process; purine nucleotide biosynthetic process.